AUGACCAACGCGCACCCAGCGUUCCGCCAGGCCGAGAAGCACUUCAAGAACCGUGCGACGCACGCGCUGCCCGCGCUGCGCAACGUGCCACCAGCCCUAUGCAGGCCUGUGCUCGACCUCUCGCGCCCCGACUCGUGUGAGGACGACGAGGUGUGGCUUGCAGGCUGGUGGGGACGAGCGUACGAGCCGCCCGUCACUGGCCAGAGGCCGCGAAAGACGAAGGAACGCCCGCGCGGCGAGCGGGCCCCGCACCCAAACCACGAAGCGGAGGGCGUACGCUCUAUCAGUCUCGCUGAUGGGAAGAUAGGCUAUGUCGUCUCCGACGGCUGCGUGUUGAUACCGGGCCACUUUGAUACUGCGGCUCAAGAGGCGCUCCUCACCGCGUCGUUGGCCGAGUACACGCGCCCACCUAAUCCGCUGAGUCUCGAUACGCACUACGCUCUCCCAAUCAACAUGUUUGAGCUGUACGCCUCUGCACCCGACAGACCCGUUCUGCCGCGCCACCUCGAGCUCGAUGAGGAUGAGCGCGCCUCACGCACGGAGGAAGCGCAGCGGACAGCUGGCACGCGGCCACUCAUCGAAACUGCGCCGGCGUUCACGAUGGGUUUUGACGAGGUCAAGCGCCGCAACGCGACGUGGACGGGCGACGCGAUGAGUCUCAAGGCUGGGACCAAGAGCGUCGGGGCGCUCAUGAAGGAGAUACGCUGGGCCAACCUCGGAUGGGUGUACCAAUGGUCGACCAAGUCGUACGACUUCUCGACAGACACACCGAUCCCGUUCCCGCCCGAUCUGGCCAAGCAGUGCCGCGAGGUUGUCAACAUCGUCCCCUGGGACCAGGUGUAUGCCGGCACCGAGGCCGAGAACACGCCUAACUUUGCAGCCUGGUCGGAGGACUACGAGCCAGACACCGGCAUCGUCAACUUCUACCAGCUGAACGACACGCUCAUGGCGCACGUUGACCGCUCCGAGCUGGACAACAGCAGGCCACUCGUCUCCAUUUCACUCGGCCACGCGGCUCUCUUCCUCCUGGGCUCUGGUGACCGCGCCGACCCGCCACGCCCGCUCAUACUCCGUUCUGGUGACGUGCUCAUCAUGUCUGGUCGCGGACGGCAGGCGUAUCACGGCGUUCCGAGGAUAUUGGAGGAUUCGCUCCCUGCGCAUUUGCGUCCUCGAGAAGACGACUCUCCCACUCUCGCUGCCGUAAAGCGGUGGAUCUCGACCGCCAGAAUCAACGUCAAUGCGCGUCAGGUCUUCCCGCCCGGCUUCAAGCCCGUCGCAUGA
This is a messenger RNA of Cutaneotrichosporon cavernicola, 1281 nucleotides long. RefSeq lists its product as uncharacterized. The coding region runs from base 1 to 1281 and encodes 426 amino acids. The record is from RefSeq and is a predicted model, not a curated record. Gene Ontology annotation, cellular component: cytoplasm; nucleus. The transcript has 5 exons. NCBI's taxonomy places the organism in Eukaryota, Fungi, Basidiomycota, Tremellomycetes, Trichosporonales, Trichosporonaceae.